AUGGCCAAUCGCCAUACGGCGACGGUCAUGAACCUCAUGAAGCUGGGUAUGUUCAUCUUAGCAAUCCUUUGCCUUGUCUUCAACGAGAAGUUCAACGUGGAUCAGGCUUCAUCUGGUAUCGGUACUUCAUGGUGCCGAAGAGGGAUUUACAUUGUGGCAGGGCAUGUUGUGCUCUUCGUGGGUGAGCAUAUCAAGAGCCACUACAAUGCGUUCCUGGUAUCUGCUGCUAGCUUACCUUGCGAAGCCCUGAAGGUCUAUGUCUGCCAUUUCUGGAUGAUGCAUUACAACCACCAUUGUCCUAAGCCCUCGGUGGUUUGGAGCAGCAAUGCACACGUGCUUUCGUUCAAUAAAGGGACAUUGACAGCAGCCUUCAAGAAGAAGCAGCAAGACAAGCAUGGGUACGUUGCCACUGUGAAGAAGACCAUCAACAAGUCUACCGGCAAACCACAGUACAGUGGAACUGCGGCUUUAAAAGGAACGACCUACACCCGGGAGUUUGGCGAGCAGAUGGCAAAACUCCUGCCGACCUUCAACUCCACCCCGUGCAUGUUGCACAAUGCAGCCUGGCAGGAUGAGGUCUGCUUGCGCAACUUGCCUGCGAAAAGUGGUUUCUUCAACGAGAUGACCCUCCGACGAGACGUUCACUCAGCAGCUACAUUGGUGGCUGGUCUUACAGCGCUCAUGGAUUGUAGCUUUUCUGAUGAUGAUCUGAAGAUUUUGGAGCAGGAGCUGCAAUCCGCCCUCAGCAAGGCUAAGACUUUGGAGUAUGAUGUCAAGACGGAACAGGCCUCCGACAGUGAGGCAGAGCGAUCUGCAAAGGACUUGGCGCAGAAACUGGCGCGGAUGGAAGAAUUGAUUAAAGAGCAGCAGAACACUAUCCAGCUGUUGCAGGGCCAGCGAUACGAGGCCUCCGCUCCCGCUUCACCUCUGAGCGCCCCCUCAGCGACCCCAGCCCGCGGAAGCAAGCGCAGCCGCUCUGCCUCACCUGCCUCUGCCCACUCCCCUGGAGAUGCACAUGAUGAAGACCGCUACCCGAAAAUCCUCGACCCGAGGAACCUGUCCAAGAACGAGAAGGCGAAGAUUGGGAGGAUUUGCAAGCCCAAGAAUGGCAGCGGGAAGUUGGAGGUCCCAGAGAACAUCUCUGAGAUGUGGGAUGACGCCGGAAAGGGCAGGCAGAAGAUUUUCAGCAUGUGGGCCAAGUCCGGUGGUGUCAAGGCUGUCUUCUUGGAGACAGUGACCAUCCACAGCCGGUCUACCCGAGCCAAGAAACUGGAAGUCAAAGGCGGCUUCUACUCCAAGGAGGAUAUGAAAAAGGAGCUGGGCUACAGUGAGCAGCGAAUCAACAAGAUUGUGAAGUGGGCCGAGUCGAAGGGCCUGGUUCGUACCUGCGAGUACGACGAUGAGACCCUGGAGUAUUGGGUCAAUACCCGCACGGAGGGGACGAUCACCCGAGAAGAACUUGAAAGCCUGUGCAGGACGAAGGAAUACUUCGGCGAAGGAGGAGACGAGCUGGAGCACAAUGCUUUGGUCGACCUCGGCAGCAUGGAGUUCGAUGCUAAUGAUGCUUUCAUUCACCGGAAUGAGAAGGCUGUUGAGGGAGACCACGUCAAGAGUGUCACCCGCGUGAAAGUAACCGACUACCUGCGUGCUAUCCUGAAGGGGAAGAAUAGCCUCAGUUCGUUUCUGGAUCGAAUGAACAUCCGCAAGAUGGAAGCUAUGCUCAAAGACUUUGAAACCGUGUACGAGGAGCUCUCAGAGGCCAAAGCCGAAGGAACCGGAUUCCAACUCAAGAUGAGCCCUCGGCAUCCCAACAUUCGGCACUGCGGUGGUACACAGCUCUGUGUUUUCAAGAUUGGGCUUACGUCUAAUCCGCUUCAACGCAUGGAAGGAUAUUUGCAGCAGAACUUCAAGGUUUUUGCUGUCAUUCACAAAGUGACCACGGCUGACCUGCUGGGUAUGCUCGAGAUGUUAGAAGCUGCGUUGAUAGCUGAGUUCCAUGACGGCCAGCGUUGUUGCCGCAACAAACAGCUAGGUGGAGAAUCCAUGCGUGAUAAUUCUUUCAAGCCACGAUUUCCACCACCUUAUUUUGCUUAUGUGGCGGCUGCAUGUGCUGCGCAGAAAGUCCCAGCAAAGGAGUUGGUUCGAGACGCGAAGGCCGCCUCUCGGAAAGAUCCUUGCAGAGUUUUGAGAUGCAUAGCUGAAAUCCCAAUGUCCAAUGCGGAUGCCCCGCUCUACAAAGUGCUACGUGAUGCUGGGCUUUUGUUUGGCAUGCAGAUUUCCACGGCGAGAGUCAGCAACAAUCUUUUCUAUCCUUACUUGGACCCCCGAGAAUUCCUCGAACGGUUAUCUACCAAAGGCUGUUUUCACAAAGUGGUUGGGUUACCGGUUGGCCUUAUUGAGGAGGGUUUGGGGCAGUAUUGGAAUAAUUUCCGGCGGCUAUUUCCGAACCACGUCAUCUGCCAGCAGUACAUACCGCUCACAAGACUGAUUCCGUACUACUUGCACGGUGAUGGCGGAAGAGGGUUCAAAAAAGACGCAAUCGAGAUAAUUUCCAUGUUUCCCUGUCUGGGUUCUGGGACAAAGCGAAAUCCUAUCGCGCUGGGUGAGCACAAGAGAACUGAAGAGGGGCAUGUGCGAAUGGGCCUUAACAUGCGUGGUAAUUCUGGGUCUACAAGAUUUCUGUUCAGUGUGCUGGGCAGCUCAAUUUCGAAAACGGACCCGGCCUCUUUUGAUGCUCUCAUGGACCUUUGGGGCCGAAAGCUGCAAUCGCUUUUCUUGGACGGUUUCUCUGUUGAUGGUACCACUUUUCAUGUCGCUGUCAUCGCCUUCACUGGUGAUUCCCCUUUCGUGAAGAAGGUUGGGAAGUUCACCCGAAGUUUCAACAACGUGCGCAAGACGCACUCAUCAAAUCGAAACCAGGUUGGGUGUUGUUGGCUAUGCCAAGCUGGGAAGGAAAAUCCGGCUGAAAGCAUUCCGUUCGAGCACCUUGGAUUCUCAGAACCUGCAUGGAUCGCAACGCAGGGUGUCCAGAACGUUCCGUUGCCAUGGUCAGGAAGCGGCGGGCCACUCCUUCAAUGGAUGAUGGCUGGGGAUGAUGCCCCGGCCUUUUUCAGACCAGAUCUAUUCCACAUAUUCCAUGCUGGCGUUGGCAAAGACUUUGUUGGCAGUGCGCUCGUGCAUGCUAUGAAGACUUUGUUUGGACUUGGGUCCAUCAAGAAAGAUCUUGCGGAACUCAAUUUGCAUCUGCAAGCCUUUCUUCAAAUUUCUGGGAACUACCUCCAUCUAGGCAGGAACCUCACUGAAGACCACUUGGGUUACACUGGCACGCGAGAUUAUCCAGAAGGACACUGGUCCAAGAACAUGGACACGGCAACUCUCAUGAAAUUUGUUGCGUGGCUGUUACAGCUUGAAACGCAUGAGCAAUUCGUGCGCAAUGACGACUUGCUGCCCCACAUCUUGCUUGCAGGUCUAGAACUCGGAUGCGCAAUGAAACGAUUGUUGGAGAGCGAGUAUUUCAUGGCAUCAUCCGAUUGCGUCUACAUAAUACGUGCAGGACAUGCUUUUCUGAUGGGCUACCAGAAUUUGGCAAACAAUUCCUAUAGGAAGAAGCUCUGCCUAUUCAAAUUCCGACCGAAGAUUCAUUAUCUGAAUCACAUCUUCCUCACCAUCAAGGAACAGUGGGAGGCUACUGGCACGGCCAUCAAUCCGUGCGCUGAGGCUACAUUCAUGUCAGAGGAUUUCGUUGGGUUCACUGCUCGUAUCUCACGACGUGUCAGUGCCAAAGCAGUGGCCCUCAAAACACUUCAGCGCUAUGAUGCUUGGGUACAAUCAUUGCUGAACAGGGAAGAGCUUUCGCUACUGGACCUGUCAUGCCUGGAUUGA
This is a messenger RNA of Symbiodinium pilosum, 3882 nucleotides long. The record is from the annotation of a GenBank genome assembly. Lineage: Eukaryota; Dinophyceae; Suessiales; Symbiodiniaceae.